Molecule: messenger RNA, 2361 nt
Organism: Durio zibethinus
Lineage: Eukaryota; Viridiplantae; Streptophyta; Magnoliopsida; Malvales; Malvaceae
Product: U-box domain-containing protein 15-like
Biological process (GO): protein ubiquitination
Molecular function (GO): ubiquitin-protein transferase activity; protein binding
Source: RefSeq, a predicted model, not a curated record
UAACCGUUAUUAAUCAUCAUCCCUAAUAAAUCCGCCAAAUUAAAAAAAUUAAAAUAAUCAUGUUCAAUAGAAACAUGACAACCUUCUUUAUUAAUACUCACUAGCGGCUGACCCCUCCAUUUUUUAUUCUUUUCCUCAAAAAUCACGAUUUUUUUCCCAGGUAGUGAAAGGAUUUUCUAAUUUCUAGCCACCCUUUUGAGAUUUAAGCUUGUUCGUUAGAAAUGAAGAGGCAGAUUAUGACGGAUUCGAGUUCAUCGAGUGUUGGAGAAGAGAGUGAGGUAGUUAGGGAAUUGAUGGAAGUGAUAGAGACUGUUGGAUCCUAUGCUGGAUUCAAGAAGACUCAAAGGAAAGAGUGUUUGAAUUUGGUGAGGAGAUUGAAGCUUUUGGUGCCACUUUUGGAGGAGAUAAGGGAGCUUGAUAAAUCCGUUGUUUCGGUUUCGGCUUUGAAUUCUCUGGUUGGUUUGAAGAAAGCACUGCUUGGAGCAAAGAAGUUGUUGAAGAAUUGUAACUAUGGAAGCAAGAUAUAUUUGGCAAUGGAAAUUGAGGCAGUGAUGUGUAGAUUUCAUGCUGUUUAUGACAAACUAAAUCAGGCUCUUGAUGACAUGCCUUAUGAUGAGCUCGGAGUUUCAGUUGAAGUGAAAGAGCAAGUUGAGCUGAUGCAAAUGCAACUUAAAAGGGCAAAGAGGCGGACGGAUACACAAGAUAUGGAAUUAGCAAUGGAUAUGAUGGUUGUGUUAUCUAAAGAGGAUGACAGGAAUGCAGACAGGGCUAUACUAGAAAGACUAACAAACAAGCUAGAAUUACAUACCAUUGCAGACUUGAAAGCGGAAACAGCAGCUAUCAGAAAACUGGUAAAACAAAGAGGUGGACAGACUGAAACCAUACAGCAAAUUUUAGAUCUUCUGGGAAAGUUCAAACUAAUUGCAGGGAUUGAUGAAACUGUUUCACUUGAUGGUCCGAUUUCAACUGGAACUCUCCACAGGUGUCAAUCUUCGUUAAUACCUCAUGAAUUUCUAUGCCCAAUUACAUUAGAAAUCAUGGCAGAUCCUGUUAUUGUGGCAACUGGACAGACUUAUGAAAGAGAAAGCAUCCAAAAGUGGUUAAAUUCCAACCAUAGAACCUGUCCAAAGACCGGACAAACUUUAGAUCACAUGGCUUUAGCACCAAAUUUUGCACUCCGCAACCUUAUUCUGCAAUGGUGCGAGAAGAAUAAUUUUGAACUGCCUAAGAAGGAUAGCUAUGCAACUUCUGAUAAUUGUUCUGCUGAACUCAUGGAAGAAAUAUCCUCAUUGGUUCAAAAUCUCUCUUCUAGUCAGCCAGAAGUGCGCAGAGAUGCCAUUGUGAAGAUCCGCAUGCUCUCAAAAGAGAAUCCAGAAAACAGAAUUUUCAUUGCAAACAACAGAGGAAUCCCUCAUUUAGUUCAGCUAUUGUCCUACCGUGACUCCAAGAUUCAAGAACACACUGUCACUGCCCUCUUGAACUUGUCAAUUGAUGAGACAAACAAAAGGAUUAUAGCCAGAGAAGGAGCUAUUCCUGCCAUCAUUGAGAUCCUCCGAAAUGGAACUGAUGAAGCUCGAGAGAAUUCUGCUGCAGCUUUAUUUAGCUUAUCAAUGCUUGAUGAGAACAAAGUUUUAGUGGGAAACUUCAAUGGAAUCCCACCAUUAGUAGAUCUUUUGCAAAAUGGGACAAUCAGAGGUAAAAAGGAUGCAGCCACUGCACUCUUUAACUUGACUUUAAACCAAGCCAACAAGUCUAGAGCCAUUAAAGCAGGUAUCAUACCACCAUUGCUUCAUUUACUCGAGGAUAAAAAUUUGGGCAUGAUUGAUGAAGCACUCUCAAUCUUGUUACUCGUUGCAUCACAUCCCGAGGGUCGAAACGAAAUUGGUCGAUUGUCAUUCAUCAAAACUCUGGUAGAAAUCCUAAGAAGUGGGACUCCCAAGAACAAGGAAUGUGCCGUGUCAGUUCUUCUAGAGUUGGGGUUAAACAAUUCGUCCCUUAUUUUAACUGCACUUCAGUUUGGUGUUUAUGAACCCCUGAGAGAGAUCACCAUAACUGGAACAAACAGAGCUCAAAGAAAAGCUAAUUCCCUAUUACAGCAUAUGAGUAAGUGUGAACAUAUUCCUUGAACUUCCUCAAACAGUUCCAAGUUGUCUGUAAGUUUGUGCCUACUAAUGUUAUGGUCUCUGCGUAACUCAAAAUCAAUCACAUUAUUUUUCUUUUGCUUCAUUAUCUCAGUUGUAUCAUCUGUGGCUUCACAACAUAUUAGAGAUUGUGAAUUUUGUGCCAGUACAUACUUCAAAUCUAUAUAUCCGAGAAUUUGGAGUUGUUUUUCUGUUUCCCUUUUUUUUUUUUAAGUGAACA